UGGUCUUCUAGUUGAUACAGAACCUUGUUACACUAUAGCUAACGAAGCAAUUCUCAGCAAAUAUGGGCGCAAGUUUACAGUGCAGUUAAAAGGAGGUAAGCUGCACAACAUUUCUCCAAACUGUUUCUUAAUCAAAGCAAAUAUAAUCAUUCAAAUUUCCUCAAUGGCGCGCUCAAUUAGGUUCACUUUACUAAUUAUUACUGUAGGGUUAACGGAUCAAAUUGCGCCUGAAGAAUACGCUCUUCAUUAUGACAUCAUGCUUGCUGAAAUGUUCAAAAAAUGCCCCAGUUUACCGGGAGCUGAGCGGCUAGUUCGACAUCUCGCUAAUAAAGGUAUACCAAUGGCAAUCUGCUCAGGAUCAUGUAGCCGUAGCUUUGAGUGGAAAGCAGAGAAUCACAGAGAUUGGGUUGAUCUAAUUCCUAUUCACGAUGCGCCUAAUGGCGUGAAAGCUGCAUUAGCCGCAGGAAUGCAUUGUGUCAUGGUGCCGGACAAGAUGUUCCGCGAAGAAGCUAAAACAUUGAAGUAAGU
Strongylus vulgaris is the source of this 528-nucleotide messenger RNA. The record is from the annotation of a GenBank genome assembly. Lineage: Eukaryota; Metazoa; Nematoda; Chromadorea; Rhabditida; Strongylidae.